Periophthalmus magnuspinnatus is the source of this 4039-nucleotide messenger RNA. It is a transcript of the gene atg4c, whose product is annotated as autophagy related 4C, cysteine peptidase. NCBI's taxonomy places the organism in Eukaryota, Metazoa, Chordata, Actinopteri, Gobiiformes, Gobiidae. Bases 254 to 1654 code for a protein of 466 amino acids. The transcript has 11 exons. Gene Ontology annotation, molecular function: protein-phosphatidylethanolamide deconjugating activity. The record is from RefSeq and is a predicted model, not a curated record.
GAGAACAUCCUUUUUCACUUCCUCCAACAGUAAACACUGACCAUCGCAGCAUAGAGUGAAGUUUAACGGCGACACAUGAAGGAAGAGACGUUUCUUUAACUAUGACACACGAAGAGACGUUUAUUUAACCAUGACACAAGAAGAGCGGUUUGUAGGAGCGACGUGAGACAGGGACGAGCGGGAAUAAUGACAGAUACAGAGAAAUAAGAUUUUCCAGGCGGGUGGUGAUGGGUCUCAUCCUUCUCUGGCUUAAAUGGAGAAUAAAGGGAGCGACGAGGUGGAAAAAUUCAAGACAAAGUUCUUAUCAGUGUGGCACAAUGUGAAGUACAGUUGGGCUCUCAAGUCCAAGACGUCUUUUAGCAGAAACUCUCCUGUACUUUUGCUGGGUAAAUGCUACCAUUUCAAGGCUGAAGAUGAUGACAUCAGCCCUACAGAGGAAGCCUGCGUUGAGGCUACAGACGAUGACAUUGCCAUGGGAAAUGUUGAGUCUUUCCGGAGGGACUUUGCGUCUCGAGUUUGGCUCACGUACAGGGAGGAGUUUCCAGCGCUGGCCGGCUCCUCGCUGACCUCUGACUGCGGCUGGGGCUGCAUGCUCAGGGCAGGGCAGAUGAUUUUGGCUCAAGCUCUGGUUCUCCACUUGCUCGGACGAGACUGGACGUGGUCAGAGGCCCUCUCUCUCCAGCCCUUGGACACAGAGACAUGGACAACCUCUGCAGCCAAACGCCUUGUUGCUUCUCUGGAGGCCUCACUGCAGGGCUCCCCUGGAUCAUCUCAGCUCAAACCCCCAGAACCCCCACCAGCCCAGGCGUUUGGAUCGGCUGAAGAGGCUGACGCCCACAUAAAGGACAUGUACCACAGAACUUUGGUGUCCUGGUUUGGAGAUGGACUGUCCGCUCAGCUCGGCAUCCACAGACUCGUUCAGAUGGGUUCAGCGAUGGGGAAGCAGGCCGGGGACUGGUACGGGCCUGCGGUGGUAGCACACAUCCUCAAGAAAGCUGUUGAAGAAGCAGGAGAUUCCAUCUUGGCGGGGAUCACGGCCUACGUGUCCCAGGACUGCACAGUGUACAGUGAUGAUGUCAUGGACAGCCACAAGGCGUCAGGAGCAGGGCCGGACUCUGACCAAUCCAGCACCGACCGCCCGGAUACUCGUGCAGUCAUUAUUUUAAUCCCUGUGCGGCUCGGAGGAGAGAAGACCAAUCCAGACUACAUCAACUUUGUGAAGAACCUUCUGAGUCUGGAUUACUGUCUCGGCAUCAUCGGAGGAAAGCCCAAACAGGCCUGUUACAUUGUGGGAUUUCAAGACGACAGCUUAAUUUACAUGGAUCCUCAUUACUGUCAGGCUUUUGUGGAUGUCAGCACUGCCGAUUUCCCCCUGCAGUCGUUUCAUUGUCCAUCUCCAAAGAAGAUGCCUUUCAGUAAAAUGGAUCCGAGCUGCACCAUCGGGUUUUACUCCAAAAGCCCCACAGACUUUGAGCGGAUCAAUCAAGAGCUCACCAAGCUCCUGCAGCCGUCGGCCAAAGAGAAAUACCCCGUGUUCACAAUCAUCCAAGGUCGAAGCCGAGAUUACGACCUGGCGAGUCUGAACCCCGAGAAGAGAGAGUGGCCCUUCAUUCGGAGAACAGUCACGACCACAGGGGACUUUGUGCUGCUCUGACACAUGCAAAAGAUACAGCAGAGUUUAGAUUGUAUCAUCACUGUCACAGAAAACAACAUCAUUUAGAGUUAGAGCAUCAGACACACAGAGUUUGACGUAAAGUGCAACACAAAAGGUGCAAAAGGAGCCCAUCCCAUAAUGACUCCAUAAAUAACCUCAAUGUAAUAAUGAAACAGAGCAGCAUCUAUGCAAACUACUGAAAAUAAACCAGAUUGUAUGUGUAAAAGGACAUAGCUAACUUGCGAGCCGCCGCGUUCCAAACAGGAAGUGAUCUUGGGCGCGCUUCCAGCUCCAUCGACUCUGGCUCAAAUUCACUUUACAUUGUUUCAUUGUGUCCCCUCUCUCUGUAACUGCUGCUCUCAGACUCGUCACUUUGGUCUUAAAUGUUUGUAUUAACCCGCUCUACAUCCUGGGGUUUUUAUUUUACUAUUUCAUUGUGUCUGUAAAUCAAGAUAUGAACAAUAAUAACAGACAAAUCGGGCGCCUUCUUUCCCCGAGGUCUCUCCUGUUAACAUUAGCAACAAGUUUUAUUGACCGCAUUGCUAAGGGCCCACUCUAAACCAGUGAUGCAGGCAGGAAGGGGUGUUACCUUCAGCAGCCUCGCUCCGUAUUGGCUCUUUGGUUGCUAUGAUACUCAGAAUUCCAAAUAUGGAACUCUGAACUAAAUCGUCCCCUAUAACUGCGAUCCUCGAUGUGCUUCAUUGUGAGCUGAACACUGUGUGUGACGUCACACUCACUCAGUCCACUUCUUUAUACAGACUAUGUAACAAACGGAGUAAAAACUAGUUCAGGGUGUUGGGCCAUAAUGCGCCUCGUUGCACCAUUUCCUAAGUAAUUUUUCAAGGUUUAUCUGGAAAAUACAAAACUAAACGCCCAUGUCAAUAAGACGACUGGUGCGGCUUGUGGUUUUAUUUCGGCUGUAAAAAAAUAUUUCUGAUUGGCCGAAGACGGAACCAAUGACACCUACAGAUCCAGAGAGGUCUCGGGAACAGGGUGAGACCGAACAGGCAGUUUGGCCAAAAAUGACUCAGGUAGUUACGAUGGAGGUCGGCGCAGUUUAAAGCCAUUCCUGUACCAUUUGUGUUCAUCCUGCGCUUUGGUUUGGUGCUAAAAAGCAGCAAAAGGGCUGUGUCUGUAAUGCCGUUUCUUGUUCGAAUGCAAUGAAUUUUAUUCAUUGCAUUUGAAUUUAUUUAUUUUGAAGUGAAGUUAUUUUAGUUAGGUUAUUAGUAACAAAAGUAAGCAUUGAACUGUAUAUAUUUAAAGGUGCAGUGUGUACCUUUGCUGGUGGAGGGCCUGCCAUUUGCUUGCCUCCAUGGAUUAUUAUUAUUUGCCUGGAAUGUUCCUUAUCUCUCUAAACUUAUCUGUCUUCAUGGACACAAACAUGUGAUGCCAGCGAGCCAAGCUACAGCUAAAAUCUGAGGAGAUUUCUCAAGUUUUUUGAAGUGUUUUGGAGAAAUAAAAUAACCUGUAAUUGAAUAAAUGCAAAAUGGAUAUGCUUAAUGCCAUACUCUGGAACAUUCCAAAGCAAACACUAUGCAAUUUCUAUGAAGGCAACCUAAAAGUUACACAUUGCAGCUUUAACACACAAGAUGUACUUUGCCAACGCAUUUCACAACAAAUAAAGACAUAGAUCAGAAAUAAAAUGCUCUGUGACAUGAACCAGUGUUUGAAGCAAUAUGUACAUUUAAACUGGUUCAAAUAAAAAUAUUCUAGAGCAGGUCCAUGUGUAUUUUUGUAUGUCGCCUUUGAACAUCUUUGUCGUCUUUGAACACUGAGCAACAAGUUUUUCCUCAUUUACAAACCUCAGAAGUUAAUAAUUUAAUAGGCUCUGUUCACAUUAGCACAGUAGCUAGCUCACUGUGCCUCAAAGCUAACAAUCGUGUUUAUUAAAAUCAGAAAACAUAAAAUAAAUGAUUAAAAUUCAAAUGAAUCAUAAAAUAAAGACUGCCCAAUUGUUUUUAAAUGUAGAACAUUUCAGUUUGUGGUGUUGUUUUAAUAUUUAUUAUGCCUCAGUGUUCGUAUUAGCGUUAGCAAUGAGGCACAAACAUGUCUGUAGUGUUUAACAUGUUGUCAGUGACAUCCUCCUGCAGCUCCCUGUCCACUUUCUGAUCUUUAAAUAUUUAUUCAUUUUAUCGUGACUCUGCAAAAACCUCAUAGAGAUAAAACUGGACAGGAAGUAGUGAUGGUAACCCUGUGCUUGAGAGCGCUGUUGUGCACAGAGCCCAUUAUCCGUAACUUGAUUCGUAGGUUCAUGAAGUUAAAUAUUUUCAGGUUUGUGGAUCAUGCCGUAUCAGUUGCUUUGUCUAAUCAGUGUUGUAAAUGUAAAUUAAUGCUUUACACACAUUCAUUUUUAUAAUUUAAAUAAAAUGAUUCUUUGCCAUGUGU